Magnusiomyces paraingens is the source of this 2697-nucleotide messenger RNA. RefSeq lists its product as uncharacterized. The record is from RefSeq and is a predicted model, not a curated record. Gene Ontology annotation, biological process: protein phosphorylation. Gene Ontology annotation, molecular function: cyclin-dependent protein serine/threonine kinase activity; ATP binding. The coding region runs from base 1 to 2697 and encodes 898 amino acids. Gene Ontology annotation, cellular component: nucleus. The transcript has a single exon. Lineage: Eukaryota; Fungi; Ascomycota; Dipodascomycetes; Dipodascales; Dipodascaceae.
AUGUCGAAAGGAAGAUUUGAAAAUCGAAGUACAACUUCCAGAAGAAAUAGCAUUAAACAAAGAAAUAAGGAUAGCGAAGAUGAUUUAAUGCCCCAUAUCUUGGAAAGCAGCAGAGCUAGCGAAAUGGAUCAACGGUUAAAGCCUUAUAGCUCUUCUGGUGAAAAUACUCCGGAAAAAGAAAAAACACUCGACAAUGUUCCCGAAAAAGUUUUUACAUUUCGAAAUGCAUCCGCUUCUCGUUCUAAACCGCAACCCAAAUUUAAAGAUGACCCCCAGGAAGAUCCAAAAACAAAGUCGCAAAAUUCAAAAGAUAAUUCGUCGCCACUUUUGACUAAAAACAGGUUGGAACCUGAAUCAAAAAUUCUUAACGAAGUGACAUCUGUGAAACGAGAUUUACCACAACUACCAGAUUCAAUUCAUAAACCAAAUUCAAAUGACAGGAGUUCGUUUAAAGGGUCCCCCAAUAGUGAUCACAAUAGUGAUUUAAAUAAUUCCCCCGAAAUUUCUUCUAGGAAUAAAUCUCCCAAGAAAUCUUCCAAAGCUAUAUCAGAAACAGAUUCUAAAACUAUUGAUGAACAGACAGAUUUUACAAACGAAAACUCUUCGGUAUUAAUAGAAGAACAAAAACGUAGUUCCUAUUUUGAUGAUAACACGGAUUCACCUUCAGCUUCUUCUGUUCGCGAAUUUAAAUUUCUUUCUGCAGCUUCUGGAAAAUCUUCCACUACCCCAACCCACAACUGUGACACACCACCAGCGUAUAAUAAUAACUCUUCAGGUGCAUCGACUCCUAUUAAUAAAUGCCCAUGGGUAUUUUAUGGAUGCAGCAAUGUUACAUCUGAAUACCGCAUGCUUGAUAAGCUUGGAGAAGGAACGUUUGGUGAAGUUCACAAAGGUGAAAAACAAAGUAACGGAUUAAAGGUUGCUUUAAAACGUAUAUUUUUGCAUAACGAAAAGGAAGGUUUCCCUAUCACAGCUCUCCGUGAAAUACGAAUUUUAAAAAAUUUGGAUCAUCCUAAUAUUAUUCCAAUACUUGACAUGGCAGUCCAGCAUGGUGACCGAACUAGAAAACAGCGUGGUUCGGUUUAUAUGGUUACACCAUAUAUGGAUCAUGAUCUUGCUGGUUUACUUGGAAACCCCAGUGUUAAUUUGGAACUCCCACACAUUAAGUGUUACAUGAAACAGCUACUGGAGGGUAUGAAAUACCUUCAUGACCAGCAAUACUUACAUCGUGAUAUUAAAAGUGCAAAUAUUUUGAUUGAUAAUUGGGGAAAUUUACGAAUUGCUGAUUUUGGUUUAGCGCGCAGUUACGUUGAACCUCAUCCUGUUAAGGGAAGUGGUGCAGGGAAGGGUACAAGGGUAUACACCAGCAUGGUUGUAACUAGAUGGUAUCGUGCACCUGAGCUUGUUCUUGGUGAAUCAAAGUAUACCACAUCUGUUGACAUGUGGGGAGUAGGAUGUGUUUUCAGCGAAAUGUUUUCACGCCGUCCCAUCUUGCCUGGAACAUCAGAUUCUGAUCAAGCUCAUUGUAUCUUCAAACUUCUUGGAACACCAACUCAAGAAACAAUGCCUGGUUUUGAUAAGCUUCCUGGUGGUCAGAUCAAUUUCACUUACAGACGUACACUUGAACAAAAAUUUAGUGAUUUGGAUGUACCAACAAUUUCUUUACUUUCGAAUUUAUUGAAACUGGACCCUUUGAAGCGAAUCACAGCAGUUGACGCAUUGGACCAUGUGUUUUUCCGAUCUGAUCCAAAGCCGUGUCGUCCACAAGAUCUUCCAAAGUACAAUGAUUCACACGAGAUGGAUGCUAGAAAGUCAGCAAGCGAAAAGAAAAACAGGCCAGAACAACGACCUCCUGUACCCCAUCCACAACAUCCUGAGCAGCCUGCAAACUUUUCACCUCCAAGCAAUUCAUAUCACUACAAUGAAUAUCCACCACAUCAACCUCAAAAUAACCAUACUAAUCGACUUCCACCAUACAGAAAUCAAGAACCUUAUUACGAUAGCGAUAAUUCUCCAAGACCAUUACCUCCUUACAAGCAAACUCAAAAUCAAGAUAAACGCAACACUAGGAAUCCGCGGAUACCUCCAUACAAACAGCAUGCACCACUACCAUAUGAUGGACCAGGUAAACCAUCCAGGUUGGUGCCACCUUAUAGACAACAAGUUCAAGAAUCUCCAUAUGAAAGUUCAAAUGGAUAUCAACGAUCUCAGCCACCAUAUAAACAGCAUCAGCAUCAGCAUCAGCAUCAGCAUCAAAAACAACCACAUGCACCUUAUAGACAGCAACCACCAUUACCGCCAACAGCCUCAUACGACAGACCCCUGCCUCCAUACAGAAAGUCUCAGCAACUAGAAUACGCCGAUUCUGAUCGUGGAGGACGAAAGUCUCGAUCACAUCCUCAGGAAAAGUCUCCUCUUUAUGGAAAUCAAGGCCCAAACUUAACUCCUAGAAAGCGAAGACCAAGUCUUGAAAACACUAGUUUCAGUGGUGAUGAAACGGUUAGUUCAGCUCCACAUCUACCGCCAAAACCUCAUGUUGAAGUUCCCAAGCCCCAAAAACGAAACAGACCAAGUUUAAGUGGGGAUGAAAAAAAUAACCACCAAGAUGUAAAAAAUUCGGAAGAAUCAUCAAGGGAGGAGUUGCAUCCUAAUGUACAGAAACCAAACGACACUGAAAACGGCGAAAAUGGUAAUUGA